UCUGUGCUUGGAAGUAAACAAACAUCAAGUAACGCCCGGACGUGCUGCUUUCACCUCGUCCCGAGUGCUGUCUGUGCUCCUUAUUUUUAUACUGUAAUCCCUGCUAAGUUUAUAGCCAAGGAAAGGUGCAGCAUUCAGUGUUGUAGAGGCACCCAAUAUUGUUACAGCAAGUCCACCUUGGCUAUAUAUCUCCGUUUAUCAGUGUGGAAAGUGACUGACAAAAGUGAGAACGAAAACUGAAUCCAGUAGGUGUUUGUGCGAGCCUGAUUUUGUGAGCAUUGUAAGAUAACAGCACUAGAAAAGUGUCCCACACUGGAAUGACAGAAAAUGGGUAAGGUUAAAGACCUUUUAUCAGCAUGAAGACAACAUAAGGAUAGCAACAAGAUAAGGAAAGACAAGGCAACAAAGAAGGCUUCACACUGAGACAUCGCUGCGGGGAAUUAAGGAAGCGCAGACGUGGAAGCAGAGUAGAGUGGAAACAAGUGGAGUAGUGGACGCGGGAUGUGGUGGUGGAGGCCAGUUCCGGUGUCUGUUCUGGUGGCGGUGCUGCUCGUUCUGAUCGUUAUCUCAUGGGGUCCUUCCCUUUUCUUUUAUGAGAACUGGGUCGCUUCUAUUAUCUCUCUGACCCGCAUCACCUCCGCAGUAGACACUGAUGUUCAUCCCUCAGACGCACACCCUCACGCCUUGACCACUCAUUCCCACCCCAUAAACGCUCCUUCCCACACCACAACUAUCACUGCUACAGACGCUGGCCACAGAAAUAAUCAAUCAAACACUGAAGACAUUCCCACUAAUAGCACCAACUCUCAGGCGUAUGACAGCCCCAACACUACCACCACCACCUCGUGUGACGACACUCCAGCAGGAGCCCCGAGCGAUGCAGCCUCCGACGAGGAAUGCGCGGAGCAGUACCAGGAGGAGGGGCCAAUGCGACGCGUGGUGCUGUGGACGCCCUUCUGGCACUCCUGGGAUGGCUGGAAAGGCAUGAUCCGCGACCAUGGAGCUCUGAGGAAGGGUCGCUGCGCCAUCUGGAGGUGUGAGUUCCUGUGGGGCUCUAAUGUGACCACGGACCAGGUCGAGGAAGCUGAUGCCUUGAUAUUCUUCAGCCUGGACGUACUGAUGCGUCCCUUGCCUCCCCGCCACCCUCACACUCUCUGGAUCUGGCUGGAGCUGGAGGCGCCAAUCAUCAGCCAACAGGCAACACCCCUGUGGAACCAACUGGAGAGCAUGGGUGUGUUCUUCAACCUUACAAUGUCUUACCACCACCGCAACCCCAUCACAGCCCUGGCCGGAGAGCUCAUUCCCUUCUCCACUCCCCGGCAUUGCCCAGUCUCUUCGACCUUCUACCUCGACACCUCUUCCCCGACCUACACUUCUUACAGCCACCACAUGCAUAAGUUUCGUCACUGGCUGCGAGAGGAAGGAGUGACGGUUGAUGGGAGGCUGCGAGAUGAGCGAGACAGACGACAUGGCGGUUUGAUUCACCAGCCUGAUGACAACACCACGCUGACAGAGCCGCUGCCAGAAGACUACGGCGAGGAAUGCCAAAGUAAUGAAACCUUUUGAUGAAAGACAAUGACUUUACGAUGACUGCUGAAGAGAUUGCGUUAGCAACACGACCGAGAGUGGCUGCGUGGGUGGCAAGCCACUGCAACACUGACUCUCGGCGGGAGGACCUGGUGGCGGCACUGCAGGGCUUCAUGGCAGUCACUACGGUGGGCAAAUGUGGUGAGUUGAAGUGCGGUAAGAAUCACAUGGAUGACUAUUGUUUUAGGUGGCUGGCAGCCUCACACCUUUUUUACUUGUCUUUCGAAAACGCCUUGUGCGAUGACUAUCACACCGAGAAGUUAUGGAUCCCACUGAAGCACGGUAUGGUGCCUGUAGUGUAUGGCGGGCCAAGUUACCGCCACACUCUGCCCUUCAAUUCUUAUAUUGACGUGCUUAAGUUCCCCAGCGCCGCUGCCCUCGCCAGCCACCUCCUGUAUCUAGCCACUCACCCUGCCGCAUACCUGCGACACCUGCAGUGGCGGCGGUACUGGCGGGUGCGCAGGAAGUUGCCUUGGUGUGACCUGUGCGCCACCCUCCACCGCCAAACUCGCACCGUGCACACCACCCUGACUCAGUGGUGGAACAACACCUCCACCUGCUAUGAGCCUCCCCCCUGGAAACAAUACUGACUUCUACCCUCAAACAUGCCCUUCAAUUUGUAAAAGGGUCUUAUAAAAGAUCGAAGGAGAAAACGUGUCGUACACCAAGAUAUAUCGCGUGGAUUUGGUAGAUGAAGGCUACUGGAAGCUCAAACAUUUUCUAUUUUAACGAAUCAAUACUAACUAAAUAUUCAGAUUUUUCAGUCAAAAUUUUUCACUCGCAUCGAUCUUCAUUUCGUUCAGUUUUUCGCAGUUACUUUAAAUCACUUGAACAUAUACUGUACCAUAUUUGAUGCGAUCAUCGUGUAAAACACAGACAAUACCCAACUAAUAUUCAUUCGGCACAGUUAAUGACGAGGUGUAUAAUAAAGGAGGGAAUUCUAGCCAGAGAGGGAAUAGUAUCCUGUGUUACUCUUCCCGGGAUGGAAAAAUAAUCGAUGGAAUGGGGGCUGUGAGUAGAGGUCAGAAAUGAGACUGGGACACCGGAACCGAACCGUGUUAAGUUACAUGGUCGGUCUUCAUCGGUAAUACUAAUUCGGUGCACGUCUUUACCACACUUCCUUGAGAGUUCACGUUUGAUCCUUUCCAGCUAAAGUACUGAAAAACUAGGAAGUUUGGUAACAUCACGUUUACAAAUAAACUUGAGAUAAAGUUGCAGGUGAGCUUGAAAAGACGUUUGGGUAAAGUAGAGUUUUUUGGGUUUUGGAUAGAGUAUGGUAUGUAGAAUGGAGUGGAAUGGAUCAUCUGUGCUGGGUUUGUGAGGCCAAUCUUCUGUAUUGUCUGUGAUAUUACUGAAUAGAUGUGUAUGAGUGGUUGCGUGAUAGUAUAGUGAAAUGUUUCAUGGUGUUUGCUCAGAAUAGGUGUAUUAGGUGUAUUUUGCACCCGUGUGUUUAAUGUGGAGAGUAUAUAUAUCCUAUUUGGGUGAGCUACCGCAUUAUAUUGUCAGAGGAAACUGUUGUACGUAUUUUUGUAUUUUUUAAUGUGCAAAGUGUGAAAAUUCUACUUGUCUUGUUGAGGUGCGUUUUUUAAUAUAUAAAUAUGUACAAGUUACCUUUUCUUGCUUGGUAUGGACUUUCAUUUUUCACCGAACUCGUGGGAAAUUUCAUAUAAUACCCUUGUUCAGUUCUUGAAGGCCUAUGAAAAAGACGAAGUGCAGAGUGGUAUCAGCAUAGGAGUCGGUAGGACGAAAAAGUUUGGCUGAAAAGGUCAUUGAUAGGAAGAGAGUGGGUGACAGGACAGAAGCCUAAGGGACACCACUGUUAAUAAUCUUAAGAAAAGAGCAGUGACAAUGCACCAAAGCAGCAGCAAUAGAACGGGCAGAAACAAAACAAAAUGAAGCUGCAGAGAAAAGGAUGAAAGCUCUAAAAAACUCGCUUGAACAUGUAGAACAGAAACGGUAGAUAGCAAUAAAUAAAUAAUACGUGUCACCCCCUACAUCCAUGAUUACUCUAAAAAUCUCUCUGUCACUUGCACCAAAGCUACGGCACUUUACUGAAAAGUUAGCAGGAUAUAUAAAUGGAAAUCGUUUUCCCUGAUGACCAACAGAGAUAAAAAACAAAAGAAGAAAGGCGUAGAAAUAUGUAGAGGGUUUAAUUUAAGAAAGCAGAAUUAUAGAAAAAAUAAACAAAUAUAUCUCAUUUAGGAACAUUUAGUUAAUCAUUGAAAUUCAGGAACAAAGGCAAAAGAAAGUAAUACAAAGAGCAGAGUAAACUUUAUUUUAUCUCUAUUUUUUCUGUCUAUCUAUUUACUUGCUUAUUCAUUAUAUAUAUUUCACUACAUGGUAUUUUCACUAAGCGCUACACUGACAAUGGUGAAAUGCAAUGAUAUCGGCAAAAAAAUAGCGUGAGGUGCUCUGACUGAGAUAACGUUUAGUGUGGCAAAUUUAAAAAUCUUAUGAUCAGGCUGGAAGAAAUAUACGGGACCUGCUGGAUGGUGGGAGUGUGUAUCCCAAGAGUAGAGAUUACUAAAGUUGACAUUUUCGGCAUUGUAUACAUUUAAGUUUAAACCGACAUUCUACUUUGAUCACACAGGAACCUAACGUGAUUAAAUUCUGCUUUAGCUUUCCGAAAAUUAUGACCCGCCCUGAACCAAAAGCUCACGAAAUUCCAUCAUAUAUUCAGUUCUUCAGUCAUUACUUACAACUUGCAACUUCCUACCAGCUGGGAAGCCGCUCUGUCACUCGUUCCUUGUGUUUUUACCAAGAUACUGGACGUGUAUUGAUCUGGAACAUUGCAUGGCUUUCGCUGGAAUCUUAGUUCUAACUUGCUAUUACUUUUCUUCUAUUUAUUAUUUAUGAAACUAAAUGUUAAAUCCUUGUGUGAUGAUGAAUUACGAGACCAUUACAUUAUUUUUUCAGGAAUUAUAGUUAUAUAUUGCUAUUGCUUUUGUUUUCCUUGGUAUUUAUAAAGAUGUCAAAUUAAUGAGUGAUGAGUUAUAAACGCAAAAGUUAUAAAAACUAAAGCAUUUACUCUUUUACGCCAUCGAAUGAACAAUCACUAUAUACGAGUAUUGAAACUAACAACGUCAUGGGUACAGUUAACGUUUGUUCAAAUGGAGUGCCAAAUAAACUAGUAACACUGUAAAACGAAUGAGAAGUGACUGUAUAUCCAUCUUACAAAAACUGUAAUUUCAUUGUGACGAGAGACAGGUGUGACGGGGAUAGCGAAGGAAUUCAUGGAUUCAGAAAAAAAAAAAAGAUAAAUGCGUU
Messenger RNA from Portunus trituberculatus (swimming crab), 4854 nucleotides. RefSeq lists its product as uncharacterized. The transcript is spliced from 6 exons. The record is from RefSeq and is a predicted model, not a curated record. Gene Ontology annotation, cellular component: ribosome; mitochondrial large ribosomal subunit. Gene Ontology annotation, biological process: translation. Gene Ontology annotation, molecular function: structural constituent of ribosome; large ribosomal subunit rRNA binding. The coding region runs from base 502 to 1566 and encodes 354 amino acids. NCBI's taxonomy places the organism in Eukaryota, Metazoa, Arthropoda, Malacostraca, Decapoda, Portunidae.